AUAUAUGACUGCCUCUGACGUCAUGCUGAGGUCAAGAGGAAGAAGCAUGGCGGUCGCUCUGAGAGGGUCGCGGUACCUGGGGGGAAGGUUUAUCAAAUAUGUUGGAUUUACGUUUGUGUCAACAAGAUCCAUGGCUUCGAAGACACAAGUGGGAUUCAUUGGACUGGGCAAUAUGGGAAACCCAAUGGCAAAGAACCUGCUGAAACAUGGAUACCCAGUCAUUGCUACAGAUGUGUUCCCAGAGUCUUGCAAAGAGUUGCAAGAGCUAGGGGCUCAGAUUCUGGAUAAUCCAGCUGAAGUGGCAGACAAAGCAGACCGCAUCAUCACCAUGCUUCCCUCCAGUCCUAAUGUCAUUGAUGUGUACACAGGGCCCAAUGGCAUUCUCAAGAAGGUGAAGAAGGGCUCCCUGCUGAUAGACUCCAGCACCAUCGACCCAGCGGUGUCUAAGGAGAUGGCCUCCGCAGCUGAGAAGAUGGGGGCUGUUUUUAUGGAUGCACCAGUUUCAGGAGGUGUGGGAGCUGCCAGUUCAGGGAAACUGACUUUUAUGGUGGGAGGAGCUGAGGCGGAGUUCACUGCGGCCCAAGAGCUCCUGAACUGCAUGGGAGCCAACGUGGUGUACUGCGGUCAGGUCGGGACCGGACAGGCUGCUAAGAUUUGCAACAACAUGCUGUUGGCUAUUGGAAUGAUUGGUACUUCAGAGACGAUGAACCUGGGAAUCAGACUAGGCCUUGAUCCAAAACUACUUGCCAAGAUCCUCAACAUGAGUUCUGGUCGCUGCUGGUCCAGCGACACCUACAACCCUGUCCCCGGGGUCAUGGAGGGGGUUCCGUCGGGAAACCACUACCAGGGGGGCUUCGGCACCCAGCUGAUGGCCAAGGACCUGGGUCUGGCCCAGAACACGGCCACCAACACAAAGACACCGGUGCCCCUGGGGUCCUUAGCCCACCAGAUCUACCGCAUGAUGUGCGCACGGGGCUACGCCAGCAAAGAUUUCUCCUCGGUCUUCCAGUUCCUUCGCGAAGAGGAGGGCCAGUAGAGAAAGCGAGACUCCAGCCAAGGCCACUGCCUUAAGAGGCCUAGACCUUUUCUGGAGGAUGGGACUGUUUUUAGCCAAAAUACUGUUUCUUAAUGUCAAGAUGUAAAUUGAGAAAGAGGAGAUCUCAAACACAACCAUGUGAGCCUUCUUCCACAAAAAACACUCCUUUCUUAUUUUAAACAGUGAUUUCAGAGGCGUAAGGAGGAUGUCCCAAGCUUCUGACAGCAAAGCUAAUGUGACAGCAUUUCUGUGUCUCCAAAAUGGAGGAAAUUUUGGUGUUAAAAAUAAAUAUACAAUAUGUCAUUGUAGGUUAGAUGUUUUGUUUAUGACUUUGCUCUUUUUCCUAUUGUUAAUGGAUUCAUUUUCUGUUGACAUUGGAAUGGUUACUUUGAGAUUGAUUACGUCAUAUCAGUGUUCAUAAUAAAGUUAAAUAGCAUAAACUUAAA
Messenger RNA from Gadus morhua (Atlantic cod), 1482 nucleotides. It is a transcript of the gene hibadhb, whose product is annotated as 3-hydroxyisobutyrate dehydrogenase b. Bases 5 to 1036 code for a protein of 343 amino acids. The transcript is spliced from 8 exons. Gene Ontology annotation, molecular function: 3-hydroxyisobutyrate dehydrogenase activity; NAD binding; NADP binding. Lineage: Eukaryota; Metazoa; Chordata; Actinopteri; Gadiformes; Gadidae. The record is from RefSeq and is a predicted model, not a curated record. Gene Ontology annotation, cellular component: mitochondrion. Gene Ontology annotation, biological process: L-valine catabolic process.